AUGGCGAUCCAGACUCUCUACAGGAAGGAGCAGUACCUGGCCCAGCAGGUACCCUGGAUCCCCCCUGUCGAUAACCUGCUGAAGGACACCACUGACGGCUGCGCCCUGGCCGCUCUGCUGCACUUCUACUGCCCACAGCUAGUCAGACUGGAAGAUAUCUGUCUGAAGGAGCGUAUGUCGCUGGCGGACAGCCUGUACAACCUGCAGCUGGUGCAGGACUUCUGUCAGGAGCACCUGAGCCGCUGCUGCCACUUCAGCCUGGAGGACAUGGUGUACGCCUCCUCGUCCCUCAAAAAUAACUACCUUGUGUUCCUGGCCGAGCUGUUCUGUUGGUUUGAAGAGGUGAAGCCCUCCUUUGUACAACCAAGAGUUCUGGAUACUGAAGAGCCAGCCCUCACAUUGUUGAGGAACAUUCCCUCAGUUCCCAUCUCCAAUGUCACCAAGAAGAGCUUCAUGGAGAGACCGCCCAGCCCAGAACCACCCAGUCUGCCUCUCCGGCCUCAACCUAGGAACUCAGGUGAAAUMAAGAGAUCCACCUCAAUGUCCUUUGUGGAUGGCUGCGUGGGAACCUGGCCCAAGGAGAAAAGGUCCGGGCCUUACGGGGUAUCCUACGACAUUCCCUUCGACAAAGAGGACACCCAGACGUCUACUCCCCCCGGCCAUGGCAUGACUCGCUCUACCAGCACAGAGGGCUUCAAGGUCCACCAAAUGCCCCGGGGCAUGAAGAGGAACKUGUCCUUCCAGCCCAUCAAUGGGCAGGGCGUGGGCAUUGAGGAGGAGGGCUGCCCGGACAGCCUAGCAGGCCCCGAUCUGCCAAGACAGCCUGGCAGACCUCAACCCAAUGGCUCAUCAGCCCUGGAUGGGCAUGGAAAAGGCGCAGCCAUCCCCAGCAUGGAGGAGGCCCUCCAGAUCAUCCACAACACCGGGAGGAAGCCCCCACAAUGCCCCCUGACGGAGGGUAUCAGCCAUGUCUUUUUCCUGCACAUUCAAAACCGGGGCAGAGGUGUAGUCGGCCUGGACCCUAAGGCCCAACAGGAGAACAUGGACCUGGACUCACUGAACACCACAGAGGUGGACACAGACAUCCACUUGAGGACGGAGGACAUCGCCGAGAUGCUGGACGAGGACUCUUCGCUGGGGGAAGCUACAAGCAUGGAGCUAGACAUGGACACACACAGUCCCUGCCCCAGCAGCUCAAGCUAUGGCAAAUCUCCCUCCACUAGCUCCGGCAUCAAGAUGACCAGCUUCGCAGAGCAGAAGUUCCGGAAGCUCGGCAACCCCGAAUCAGGGAGAAGAAGAAGCAGCAGCAGCGGGGGCGGCAGCUCCCUCAAGACCACCCCCGAGGGCUCGGAACUGGGCCUCCCCCUGUCCGUCUCCUGGGCACCCACUCCAGAGCACAGCCCCGUUCAUCAACAGAGCAUGCCCCUUACCCAAGCCCCUCCCACUGGGCCAGCGCAGGCCCCUCCGCCUAGUGACCUGGCUCAGGCCAUGGCAACAGAGAUGGUUCAGCUGCGCAUGCGCCUGGAGGAGAAGCGAAAAGCCAUUGAGACGCAGAAGAAGAAGGUGGAGGCAGCGUUUACGCUUCACCGCCAGAGGAUGGACCACUCCGCUUUCCUGGACGUGGUCAAGAGGAAGGCCGACGGUGCCUCAGUAGGAGGAGGAGAGGAGGAAAGGGGUAAGAUGACUGCAGAGAAGGAGAGGAAAACUGAGAGGAGCAAAACGGACACGCCUGACGGGGCCGAGCAGGGGCAGGCGCCCUUCGGGAUCUGCUGGCUGAAAUCCCCAGGAAGAAGCACGGGAGAAGAGGGAGGUCAAGGUCCCAGCGAGGUGGAUCUAGCGAACUACACACGCUCCAUGGAGAAGCUCAACCACUCACUGGGCUUCCUGCAGAUGGAGAUGCAGCGCCUGGCCCAGCAGCAGGAGGUCAUCAUGGCCAUGAGGGAACAACGGCAACAACAGGCCUGGGUCAUUCCCCCUCCCGAGACCCAGCCCUCACCCCAGAAAUAUGCUCGCGCCUCUGUCCGCUCCUCCGACUCGCCCUCCCCGGCAGACUCGCCCCGCUCCGCCCACCACUCGCCCACCAGCAUCAAGAGGAAGUCGGCCUCCUUCCACUCACGGAACCCCCGCACGCCGCGCCCCAGCGAGCUUAAGCUGGCCCCCUAUAACCGCUGCCUGACGGCGCCCCAGUCUGUGGACAGCCUCCCCCGCCUGCGCCGUUUCUCCCCAUGUCAGGCCAUGGCCUUCACCUACAUGGGGGACAAACCCACCGGUGAAACCCCUGAGACCGGAGACAGGGACACUGAGCAUGUGCUAUCCCCAGAGAGAGAGGCUGUUAGUGCAUCGUCACCCUCCUCCCCAGCCAAAAACAACCARAGAACACAACCAGGGACACUAGAGAUUUCCAAGAAGGAUGAUGCGGAGGAGAAGGAAAUGGAGGAGAAGAAGCACAAGUACAAAAUAGAGGAGAUUAAACCCAUAAUAGUGUCGACCGUAUCUGAAGUGCUGGCCCAGCCAGUGAAAGAGUCCUUUACGGUCACCCCCACAGAGACCCCCUUUAUCUCAGACAUGUUUGGCCAGGCCAGAAGCAAUCUGAUUGAGGUGCCUCUGUACGUGUUCAAGCCCCUGGAGGGAYAGGGGAUGGAGGAGAGUGAAGACAUGCAGGGGACCUAUGGCGAUGACGAGAAAAUGUCCUGUGGCUUUUUCUUUAAGGGUGAUGGGAACGGGGAAGACAACAUGGCUCAGAAGAGGGCUGCUCUCCUGGAGAAGAGGCUGAAGAGGGACAAGGAAACGCAGCAGAAGAAGCUGCAGCAGGAGGCGGAGCUAGAGCGGAAGAAGGAGGAGUCACGAGUGAAAGCGGAGGAAGAGCACGUGAGGAAGGAAGAUGAGAAAACUCGCCGGGAGUUCAUCAAGCAGGAGUACCUGAGGAGGAAGCAGCUCAAGCUCACGGAGGACAUGGACACGGUGAUAAAGCAGCAGCAGCGGCCGUCCGGUGCCAAGCAUAGGAGAGCCCGGCCCAGGUCCACCCACCGGGACAGCAUGGACUCCUCCAGAACCCCGGCCAGGGCAGCAGUGCCCAGCUUGUCUCUGGCCUCUCUCAACCUGGGAGACAGCUUGUCUCUGGRCUCUUUCAACCUGCGGGACAGCGACACUGUGCAAUCUGAGAAGAGAACCCCAAGGCCUGAUUCUGCAGAUGGUUUUCUGUCCCCUUGUCGAUCUGGAAGCCGGAAUGAGGAGGACGAUUGGGAGAAUGGCUCCACUGCCUCAUCUGUGAAAUCAAACACUGAGUACACCGGGCCCAAACUGUACAAGGAGCCGAGUGCCAAAUCGAACAAGCAUAUCAUCCAGAACGCGCUAGCCCACUGCUGCCUGGCGGGCAAGGUCAACGAAGGUCAGAAGAACAAGAUUGUGGAGGAAAUGGAGAAAUCAGAAGCCAACAACUUCCUGGUGUUGUUCAGGGACGGGGGUUGCCAGUUCCGCUCCCUGUACYUAUACAGCCCCGAAACGGACGAGGCCACCAAGUUGAUCGGCAUCGGGCCCAAGAGUAUUAUGAGCAAGAUGAUCGAGGGCCUCUUCAAGUACAACUCGGACAGGAAGCAGUUCAGCCAGAUUCCCGCCAAGACCAUGUCGGCGAGUGUGGAUGCCAUCACGAUCCACGGCCACCUAUGGCAAACCAGGAAACCAGCCACCCCUAAGAAAGUGUUACCUGCCAAGCCCUAAUGGAACUUACCGUACACUCCCAGCCUCCCCCGCCAUUUCCCUUCAAAUGGAACAGUCCACAUUCAAUUUGCACUUCACUGUACAUAUCCAUGAGGAUUCAGCACCUGCAAUGCCAGUUAGAUGAACACAUACUUCUUGUACUUUUUUCCCCCCUCUCUCUCGCUCUUUUUUCAUUCCUGUCCAUUUUCCUUUUGAAAUUCCAAACUGGACACGGGGACUCAGUUAAAGAUAUGCACAACUGGAAUGUAAAACACUAUUUAAUAUGUGUAAAUGAAUGUCACUGAUCUGUUUUAGUGUAAGAGGUUGUCUGAUUUCAAGUCAUUUUAUUACAGCACGCGUGUGUAUGUGGGGGGGGGGAGUUGCCCAAAGAGAGUCAAAAAGGAGAAGGUAUGAAUACCAUARAAUGUUUUAUUUGGGACACUGAAGCACAAAAUGUUACUCACCUGUUCAAAUGUGUGGCCUUACGCUUGUUUUUUUGUUUUGUUUUGUAUGUCAGUGCAAUAAGCUGACAGUAAAACUAUACCUUAGAGACUUUUCUAUGCUAAAGGUGAGAACGCUUUUUUUCCUUCAUGUUUUCGGGUUCAAAUGCAACAUACGUCUUCAUAAGCUAUACACAAGAUUGAGGGCCAAAAAAAAGAAGAGUAAAAUACCUUGCAGCAAGCAUACAGCUAGUGUUAUCCACACGUACAGCUAGUGUUAUCCACACGUACAGCUAGUGUUAUCCACACGUACAGCUAGUGUUAUCCACACAUACAGCUAGUGUUAUCCACACAUACAGCUAGUGUUAUCCACACGUACAGCUAGUGUUAUCCACACAAUAAGUCCGAUAUAUAAUAUUCCUCAACUACGCCAAGUGUAUUUAUAUUUAUAUAUAUAUUUUUUAGCUUAUUCCUCCUCUUAAAGUGUUAAACCAGACUGAACUUCCUUGAUGCUGUGGGUUCAGAACAGGUUUGUGAAACCAAAAUAAAACUCAAAAU
Messenger RNA from Salvelinus sp. IW2-2015, 4694 nucleotides. RefSeq names its product calmodulin-regulated spectrin-associated protein 2-like. Gene Ontology annotation, biological process: neuron projection development; cytoplasmic microtubule organization; negative regulation of microtubule depolymerization. Gene Ontology annotation, cellular component: microtubule minus-end. NCBI's taxonomy places the organism in Eukaryota, Metazoa, Chordata, Actinopteri, Salmoniformes, Salmonidae. Gene Ontology annotation, molecular function: microtubule minus-end binding; calmodulin binding; spectrin binding. The record is from RefSeq and is a predicted model, not a curated record.